This is a messenger RNA of Folsomia candida, 3772 nucleotides long. It is a transcript of the gene Edem2, whose product is annotated as ER degradation-enhancing alpha-mannosidase-like protein 1. Gene Ontology annotation, molecular function: calcium ion binding; mannosyl-oligosaccharide 1,2-alpha-mannosidase activity. The record is from RefSeq and is a predicted model, not a curated record. Gene Ontology annotation, biological process: endoplasmic reticulum mannose trimming; mannose trimming involved in glycoprotein ERAD pathway; carbohydrate metabolic process. The transcript is spliced from 12 exons. The coding region runs from base 1104 to 2861 and encodes 585 amino acids. Lineage: Eukaryota; Metazoa; Arthropoda; Collembola; Entomobryomorpha; Isotomidae. Gene Ontology annotation, cellular component: endoplasmic reticulum; membrane.
GCACCAUAGGCAAAAAAAACAGCCGUAUAUUUACAUUCGCAGAUUGAUUCAACCAACACUCCUUUUGCUUGAUGAUGAUAAAAGAGAGAAAAAUUAUACUUUUUUCACCUCACUCACCACUUGGUUGAGGAGUAAGUAAAGGAAUAAUAAUAUAUAUAACAAUGCAUAAUCAAACCUAACCUCAAAAAGCUGGUUGGAAUCCAACAAAAAUUUCGAUACCUUAUUACCUUAAUUUUUAACUAACUCCCCUUAAUUUUGUGGACGACGACAACAAUUCGUGUCCCCCAGAGGAAGAAUUAUCGUACGUCGUCGUAGUAGGUGCUACAUCUACCUAACUAACUGGCUGAUCUAAUUAAUCAGUUGAUAUCUUCUCCUUACAUCAUCACUCAUCGAAGAUCGAAGAAGUAAAACAAACAAACAAAACAAGUACAACCAAUGAUGGCCACACACACUUGAUCAUUACAUUUCCGUGUUUCCUCCAUCCCUACGAAUAGCGACCAAGGCACCAUUGCUAUUAAAUAACUACUGGCUGGUCGUCUUCUUCUCACUCCAGAUAUCAUCAGUCAUUAAUAUACGAAUAAUAAAGUAUCCAUUACAACAAAGGAGGAGACAAAUGAACGGUGGAAACAAGUCCAGUUGUUGUAAAUUCUCCAUUCCUCGUCCAGUAAUAUUAAUUCUCGUCGUCAUACCCCGCGACCAGCUGCUCGAAGGGCGAGUCGCCGUCGACUUACAGACACCGAGAAAAGGAAAUUUAGAUUCAUCGAACAGCAGCUCAAACUGAUUUAUCCCUUCGUCCAGUCCAAAAAUUAAUUGAUCUCCUCACUCGCUCCAAAUUUUUAAGCAAAGAAAUAAUUAUGUUAGUUUAUUUUCACAUUUUUUUAAAGAAAAAUUAAUGUUGAAUUGUAACAGUCGAGUUAAUUAACCACGGCCUUCCCCAGUAUCAAUGUUCUUAUCGGGUGGAAAGAUUUCUUGACCUUUAAUUUUUUAAAUAUUAAUUGUACAAGGGUGGUCGUGUUUCGCCACGACUUGUUAGUUUUUUUAAAAUUCUUCUUCCUUUACCAAAUAAGUGCCAAAUCGUCAUCAACGCUAACGUCAUCACCAAAAUGAUUUCUACUUGUCUUCCAUCACAUAAGAGUGUACUGGUGGCGAUCUUGUUUACAUUUCUUUUCAUACCUGCGUCAAGGACAGCGUUCAACAUUUUUGGUCAUAAUUAUGACAAACUUGAUCAGAAGUAUGGGUCUUUUACGGAGGAUAUGAGGGUAGAAAUGCUAGAUGAGGUACGGAAAAUGUUUUACUGGUCGUACGACAGCUAUAUGAAAUAUGCCUUUCCUUUGGAUGAGCUUGAUCCCAUCCAUUGUGUGGGACGUGGUCCGGAUCAUGACAAUCCGUCCAAUAUCAACAUCAACGAUGUUCUUGGAGAUUAUUGCUUAACAUUGGUAGAUUCUCUAGACACGUUGGCAGUGUUGGGAAAUGUUAGCGAAUUUCACCGAGCGGUCCAACUUGUGAUUGAACAUGUGUCUUUCGACAAGGAAAACACCGUCCAAGUUUUUGAAGCCAACAUUAGACUAUUGGGUGGACUGUUAUCUGCUCACAUGUUGAUGGAGGAUGAUCGGAAUUUAUUUGGAGAGAAUUUACGUCCUACUUGGUAUGAUGGUGAGCUGUUACAACUGGCAAGUGACUUGGCAUCGAGGCUCUUGCCUGCCUUCCAGAAAUCAAUUACUGGAAUUCCAUUCCCAAGAGUUAAUCUGAGGAAAGGCUUUGUUGAUGAUGGGGCUGAAACUUGCACUGCUGGAGCCGGUUCGUUACUGUUAGAGUUGGGAGCGCUGUCUCGACUCUUGGGGGAUCCCAUUUACGAGUCCAUGGCUCGUCGUGCCAACCGUGCCUUGUGGGGCGCAAGGGCAAAGACUACAGGAUUACUUGGGAAUGUGAUUAACGCCAAGACUGGUCAAUGGGUGGGUCGACUUAGCGGUCUCGGGGCCGGCCUAGAUUCGUACUUUGAAUAUUUGCUCAAAUCGUACAUUCUGUUUGGAGAGGAAGAAGACUAUUCUAUGUUCAAUGAGUCGUACAGCGUUAUAAAACAAUACUUGCGUCGAGGUCGAACGCACUGUAACUCUGGGUAUGGCGAUCAUCCUUUGUAUGUAAAUGUGGAUAUGCACAGCGGUAAUACCUACACCUACUGGAUUGAUGCAUUGCAAGCCUCAUUUCCUGCAGUACAGGUUCUUUUUGGUGAUGUUGAAGAAGCGAUAUGCACACAUGCUUGGCACUACAACGUUUGGAAGCGGUACGGAUUUCUGCCCGAGAGAUUUAACUGGCAACGCCUAAGUCCAGAUGUCAGUUUCUAUCCACUUCGCCCAGAAUUAGUGGAAUCCACCUAUUUGUUAUACAGGGCGACCAAAAAUCCAUUCUACUUGCACGUUGGUCGUGAGGUAGUCCUAAGUCUGAAUGCCUAUGCUAAAACUAAGUGUGGUUAUGCCACCGUUCAUGAUGUUCUCGACAUGAGCUUGGAGGAUCGAAUGGAGAGUUUCUUUCUCUCUGAAACUUGCAAAUACUUGUACCUGUUAUUCGACGUGGAUAAUCCAGUCAAUCAAAAGUUUAGCGAUUACUUGUUCACAACCGAAGGUCAUUUGCUUCCAAUCGGAGACAAGUUUCGCACCAAACCUUGGGCAGAUUCUCCAACCCCCAUUUCUCCCGUGGAUGAAAUGGAGUCACUGUUUUUUCGUGAGAAAACGCCAAAAAUAAAAAUUAACAAUGGAACACAACCAACUUGCCAAGCUGUGGAUGAAGCCCGACAAUACCUGCUUCCACUUCGAACACCAUAUUAUUUACAGUUGACUGAAUCCCUUGGCCUCAAGGAAUUAUGAUGACUGUUUUCGAUUAAUAACUAUUUCAAUUCGUUGCUCUCCUCGUCCGUUACGCAUACGCUAGCAUAAUACAUAAUAAUAUUAAUGAACCCCACAUACCAAAUUAUUUAGUAUCCGCAGAACAAGAAAAGCAGGUCUUUUCUUAAAGAUUUUUGCAAUAAUCGGUGAUAAUACGCAUGAUACUACUAUAAUAUAUAUUUAAUCAUGUCAAAACCUUGUUGUUAUGUUAUGUUAAAUGUAUUCCGACUGAAAAAAAACAACUAUUUGAACGCAUAAUAUUGUAAAAACAAAAUUUUGGGUAUUUUUGGGAAAAGGGAUGCAAUAAUGAUAAUUAAUAUUUUAGAUUGUAAUUUUUAUGAGUCGUUAUUUUGAAGGCGACGUAUUAUGAUUUUUAGUAUAAUGCGUUAAAAUAUUCAUUAUUCUGCUGUAAAAGCCAUUUUGAUCUUUGUUUACGUACGUGUUCCAAUUAUUUAUUGUGGAGUUAUGAAACUGUGGUAUAAUCCAAAAGUAAAUUUUGGAAUGACGACAACAAGUAAUCAAACGGUGUAGUCAAAGUUGGUUACUUUACCCUAGACUAGGAAAAAAAAGAGUUUCAAGUCAUUAUUAUUAUAUUAUUAUUAAUGUUAUUAUUAUUAUGUUACUGCUAAGUUAAUUGUAGUUUGACAAUAUUAUAUAUCUAUCUCAUAAAUGCACGCACCAACCAACAUACCAAUAACCCAUUAGUACCUUGUCAUCAUCACUGUCGUGGUGAAUGAUGAUAAUAUUUUUUUAAUUAAAAAUUGAAAUUUUUAUAUGCAUCUCAACCUGUUUGAGUGUGAAAAGCAAUAUGUUGCUGCUCCAUAAUGUCUAAUGUGCUCUGAAGAUGAAAAGUCAUAGUAAUAAAAUGCAUAUUAUAUUUUGUGAUGAAAAAA